This is a messenger RNA of Tarenaya hassleriana, 1341 nucleotides long. Its product is annotated as UMP-CMP kinase 3. Gene Ontology annotation, molecular function: ATP binding; UMP kinase activity. The transcript has 10 exons. The coding region runs from base 418 to 1038 and encodes 206 amino acids. Lineage: Eukaryota; Viridiplantae; Streptophyta; Magnoliopsida; Brassicales; Cleomaceae. Gene Ontology annotation, cellular component: cytoplasm; nucleus. The record is from RefSeq and is a predicted model, not a curated record. Gene Ontology annotation, biological process: CDP biosynthetic process; UDP biosynthetic process; 'de novo' pyrimidine nucleobase biosynthetic process.
GCAAUUUUGUCGCUUUGAUUGUCUGAAAAUUUAUAGCAGAGUUCAGAACUUGUGUUUCGGACAUUGAUUCGAUUCGUGUCUCUCGUUUCAUCGUUUUCUCAUCUUUUUUAUGCGUAUCGAUUCCUAGAUUUCUGGCGUUAUAUUUCUAGGUCACGGUUUGCUUCGUAAUGGUUUGAUUUGGAUCUUGUACAUCAUUUCUUUAAUCUGAUUAUCACUGUUUUUGCGCAUUUGUUUCGAGUGAGUUCAUGUCCUGAUGGUGAUAAUCGGACAAGUUGUGUAUGAAAAUUGAUUCGAUUACCGUUUUCUCUUUCACCAGAUCUGAUUGUUGUUCGGAUCUUCGCCUAGAUCUCCUGGAGCUCAACCCUUUUCUCCCAUUUUAGCUUUUGAAAUAUUUGAUCGUAGCUUAACUUAAUUGCCAUGGGAAAUGCUGCCAACAAGGAGGCAAAUGGAAGCGGAACUGAGAAUAAACCUACAGUUGUGUUUGUCCUGGGUGGUCCAGGCAGUGGAAAGGGUACCCAAUGUGCCAAUAUUGUCAAACAAUAUGGUUACACGCAUCUGAGUGCUGGAGACCUUCUUAGAGCUGAAAUCAGUUCAGGUUCUGAGAAUGGAAACAUGAUCCAGAACAUGAUUAAAGAGGGAAAGAUUGUGCCUUCUGAGGUUACAGUUAAGCUUCUUCAGAAAGCAAUGCAAGAGAGUGGAAAUGACAAAUUCCUUAUUGAUGGCUUCCCCCGUAAUGAGGAGAAUCGAGCAGCUUUUGAAAAUGUUACUAAGAUUGAGCCAAAGUUUGUCUUGUUUUUUGAUUGCCAUGAAGAAGAGAUGGAGAGGCGCCUAUUGAAUAGAAACCAGGGAAGAGAGGAUGACAACAUCGAGACUAUAAGGAAGCGAUUCAAGGUCUUCCUUGAAUCUAGCUUGCCAGUGGUGGAGUACUAUGAAGCUAAGGGGAAAGUUCGGAAGAUUGAAGCUGUGAAGCCUGUUGAAGAGGUGUUUGAGGCGGUGAAGGCCAUCUUUGAUCCUGAACGUGAGAAGGUCGCAGCCUAGGUGUCAUUGCAGCAAAACCAGACACAUCAAGGCAGAUUCCUCGAUCAGGUGAUGGUCUGAAUGCUUCUUAUAAAGAAUAUGGCUUGUUUGGUAUUAUAAAAACAUAACCAUAACUGCAAUUUUAGAUUAUUAUUAUACACAAUUUUCUCUGCCAUCUCCCUAAUUUGCUAGAGACUAUUCUUUUUCUUUUUGUUUCUUGUUCUUAAUUUUAUUUUUGGCAUGUAGUUCGGUUUGGUUACUGUAGUCUGGCAUCAGAGAACACACGAAAUAAAUCUAUAAUAGAACAAUAAUUCUUGUAAACUU